Molecule: messenger RNA, 708 nt
Organism: Acanthosepion pharaonis
Lineage: Eukaryota; Metazoa; Mollusca; Cephalopoda; Sepiida; Sepiidae
Source: the annotation of a GenBank genome assembly
AUGAAUUUUCUCUUUCUCUAUCGCUAUCCAUCUUUCUUUCUUUUUUCUUUCUUUCUUUUUUCUAUUUAUUUCGGGUUGUAUUUGUUUGUAUAUUUCUUACACUUUUUAUUUUUCCUUUUAUCUUUAUUUCUUAAUUUCUCUUUUUCUCUCUGCCAAUCUUUUGCUUUCCAUUCCAUUUCCCCUUUCUCACAUAAUCUUUCUUUCAUUCUUUCAUUUUUCUGUUUCUCUCGCUCUCUAUGCGUGUCUAUUUUUCUUAGAUUUUCUAUUUUCCUUCAAUCUUACUUUACCCCUCUUACUUUUUUCUCUAUAUCCGCCACAAUUUUCUUUUCUCUUUCAUUCUCUCUUUCUCUCAGUGUCUUUCUUUCUUUCUUUCUUUCUUUGCCUCUCUAUCCUUCUGUUUUUACUUCCAUAUCAUUAUCUUUCUUUCUGUCUAUCACUCUUUACUCUCACUUUUACACUUUCUCUCUAUUCUUAUCUUUCACUCUAUCUAUUUAUUUUCGUCUCUGCCUUUCUCGUUCUUACUCUUUCUAUUUUAAUUCCACCCCUAUUCAUUCUUCUUUCUUUCUUUUUCUAUCUCCUUUACUCCUUUUCCCAAUCUCUUUUUUUCCCUAUCUGUAUUUUUGUCUCUUUCUUUUCUCUUUUCCCUUCUUCUGUCACUUUAUUUCUCUUUUUAUCUCUCUCUCUUUCUUACUCUCUUUCCUCUUCUAG